Molecule: messenger RNA, 3624 nt
Organism: Solea senegalensis (Senegalese sole)
Lineage: Eukaryota; Metazoa; Chordata; Actinopteri; Pleuronectiformes; Soleidae
Gene: acox3
Product: acyl-CoA oxidase 3, pristanoyl
Exons: 19
Coding region: 236-2314 (692 amino acids)
Biological process (GO): lipid homeostasis; fatty acid beta-oxidation using acyl-CoA oxidase
Cellular component (GO): peroxisome
Molecular function (GO): fatty acid binding; FAD binding; pristanoyl-CoA oxidase activity
Source: RefSeq, a predicted model, not a curated record
UUGUCGCAACACAACUAGCCAAGCACACUCCAGAAUUUGUCAUAGGCGAAUCUGUUGUAUGUUGAAAAAGAGCUGUGAGAAGCAGUAGAGAAAGAAGGAAAAAUAGAGCAAGAAGCCGCUGUGAGCCAAGCGGUGAAGAAGAGAGGACGACAUUUAAAGCGGGGAAAAUUAGCCGUAAGAAAAGGAGAUAUCUCGCACUUUGGCUCUGUUCAGCGAUUCUGAAGACAAACCAAUCAUGGAGCAUGAAGUGACUGACCUCCCCAGUGGCCCCUUGGAUAUUUACAGGAAAAAGGCAUCCUUCAACUGGAAGGACAUGCUCCUCUUCAUAGAUGGUGUGGAAAUACUGGCAUUCAAGCAAUACAUAUUUAAGACACUGGAGAAUGAUCCUCUGUUUGCUCGUCUGCCUGGUGAAGAUGUUUCAUUGGAGAAAAAACGAGAGCUGACCUUCCUUAGGGUGAAGCAGCUCUUCCGGUAUAACUUCCUAACAAAUGAAGAGGCCAUGGCCAAUCCCUGGAAGGCUGCAGUCUUUAAUGAGUGUCUGUGCAUGUACGACUGCUCCAUGGCCACCAAGUAUGGUCUCGACAAAGGGAUGUUUGGAAGGACUGUUGCCAGCUCAGGAUCAAAGAGACACAACAAGUAUGUUGAAAGCACCGAGAACAUGAUGACAUUUGGGUGCUUUGCACUAACUGAACUGAGUCACGGCAGCAACACCAGAGCCAUGAGGACCACAGCCACAUAUGACCCCUCCAGCCAGGAGUUUAUAAUCAACUCUCCAGACAUAGAAGCUGCCAAGUUCUGGGUGGGAAACCUGGGCAAGACUGCCACUCAUGCCCUAGUGUUUGCUCAGCUCUAUACAGCUGACAAGGUUUGCCACGGCCUGCACUCCUUCAUCGUCCCGGUUAGAGAUCCUAAGACCCUGUUGGCUCUGCCUGGUGUACUGACUGGAGACAUUGGCAAGAAGCUUGGACAGAAUGGACUGGAUAAUGGGUUUGUUAUGUUUCAUAAUGUGAGGAUCCCACGGGAGAACCUACUGAAUAAGACGGGUGAUGUUACUCCUGAUGGCCAGUACGUUACUCCAUUCAAAGACCCUAACAAACGUUUUGGGGCAUCUCUGGGUGCUCUGUCAGGGGGCAGGGUCGCCAUAACCAGGAAUGCUAUGGUCGUCCUGAAGAUGGCUCUUGUUGUGGCUCUCCGCUUCUCUGCCACCAGGAGACAGUUCGGACCCAAGGACUCAGAGGAGAUUCCAGUUUUGGAAUACCAGCUACAGCAAUGGCGUCUGAUCCCGUACCUGGCAGCAGCGUAUGCUCUUGAACAUUUCUCCAAAAGCUUCUUCAUGAACUAUGUCGAGUUUCAGAUUGGACAGAUGAUGAGCGACAAAGGUGACAGACAAGCAGAGUUGGGCAGGGAGAUCCAUGCUAUAGCCUGCUCCAGUAAACCACUGAGCUCAUGGACCACUCAGAGGGGGAUCCAAGAAUGCAGGGAGGCCUGUGGUGGACAUGGAUACCUGGCCAUGAACCGGCUGGGCGAGCUGCGUGAUGACAAUGACCCAAACUGCACAUAUGAAGGAGACAACAAUGUGUUGCUACAGCAGACCAGCAGCUACCUGCUCAAAUGGCUCCAGGUCAAGCAUCAUGAUGGUGUGCGGAUCAAGUCUCCGUUACACUCUGUGGAUUUCCUGGAUGAUUUCCAUAGGAUUCUGGAAAGCAAGUUCACUGCAACAACAAUAGAGCAGUGUAUGGAUGCUGAAGUGCCCCUGGCAGCAUAUAAGUGGCUGGUGUGUUUCCUGUUGGGCGAGAGUCUGAAGAGAGUGGAACAGCAGAAGGCAUCAAGCAAGGAUAUGUUUGACGCUAUUAACACUAGCCAGGUGUACUACUGUCGUUCCCUGUCCAUUGCCUACAUAGAGCACUGCUGCCUCCAGAGGUUUCAUGAGCAGGUGACUGAUGAGGAAACACCCGCUUCUCUCAGACCAGUGCUAAGUAAACUGUGUGCCUUGUAUGGACUGUGGAGUCUCAGCAACUACAUGGUCACACUCUACCAGGGUAAUUACUUUAGUGGGAAAAGGCCAACAGAGUUGGUUCAGACAGCCAUUCUCACUCUCUGCUCUCAGCUGAAGGAUGAUGCAAUAGCACUGGUGGACGUUCUAGCACCCACUGAUUUCAUCCUCCACUCACCCAUUGGAAAUACUGAUGGGCAGCUCUACAAGAACCUGUGGUCGACGGUGAUGAACAACCGUCAGGUUCUGGAUCGUCCCUCCUGGUGGAAGGAGUUCUGCUCAGACAAACCUGUGGUUGGUUCGCUGCGUCCAAAACUCUAGAAAACAGAUGAACUAUCGAUUACAAGCCCGGUCUGUCUAAUUGUGAAUCUUAAGUGCAGGGGUGAGAGUUGAGGUGGGAGACAGAAAAAAAGUUCCGGUUAUGGCAAUUAGGACGAGUAGGAAGCCCUGACAAGCCUUUUAAAAAUUCAGCUGCAUUCUGCUAACUGGAUAAUGUUUUCUCUAACACUGAGCACCUGCACCAUCGUGUAACAACCAGCAAAUCAUUAAGUGGUACAUCAUAACUGGUACAGUUCACUUCCCAUAUCAUUUUCAGCUCCCUUCCCAGUUAUCUUCCUGCUUUAAUGAAAAAAGGGACUGUUUGGCCAUUUUCCUUUUCCUUUCUUGCUACGCCUUGAAUAGUAUGUUCCCUUUGUAGUCGGAUGUCAAACUAGUAAAACUUGGAGCAACCAAACUGACCUCGAUUCCAAGAUGACUGUUCAAAAAAAGUACUUUUACCAAUAAUAGCACUUAUGUCGUAUUUAUUCACAGUAAAUGAGUAGUACACAUAGUACUGUUUCAUUUUUCAACAGUAGACCUGUUGCUAUGAUGUUUGUUUGCUCAAAAUACCAUGUAGUGUGUUAUUAUUGUCUGGUAUUGCUAACAAUGGAUAGCCUGAGAUUGGCUUGGGCACAUUUUUUCCAAUGACUUCUCACCUGGAACGUGAGGUUACUCCCAGUACUGACUUCUGAGUUCCAAUGUAAACACAACAGUUCACACAAUGAACAAACACAAUAACAGCUAAUACUAUUUUACAAAAGAAGGGAAUCCAGCUCCCUGUUUGAUACAUUUAAAAUGAUCUUUAUGACCAGAAGGGAUACAUACGUGUACAUUUCUUUUUGUGACAUGAUUAUACAGUAUAUGUAUUUACAUGUUUAAAAAAAAUGGUCUCAUAAAUCUCUAUAUCUAUUAUCUUUAUCUUUUUUGUCAGGGCCAUUGGUGACCUCAUUCAUUUUAUUAUUGUGUCGAGCACCAAGGUUUUUGGAAUGUUUUGAGUUAGGAGUUGCCAUCAUUUUUUCAACUUUUGGACAAGAUGGACCUUGAGAUCUCUAGUCAGACUUCUGUUCACCUAGAUUUAUUUUCCCUGCUGCUGAACUCAAGUGACUGCAUGUGAUCUACAGUAUCCAUCCAUUUUCUACUGCUUUAUCCUCCACAGAAGGGUUGCGGCGGGGCCAAUCUCAUCAGUUCUGCAGCUCCAAUCUUAAGUCAGUUUUUUGAGGUCAUAUCAGAUGCUUUAUAUACUGUAUUAGCAAAAAGCAAUGAGUCAAUGAUUGAUUAUUGAGGUUAAUAAAUAUUGGUGUGGCAGAGCUUGA